AACUAUUUUCGGAAGACAAGAGUUGUAAACGAAGAUAACAAAAAGUGACACCUCAGUACAAUUAAUUUAGAUGCAAGCCUCUUAAUGUUUAACAUGCAUUAGAUAACGUGCCGUGUCUUGUGUACGACUUCAAAUCUUUGGCGUGCCAGGUGUCCUAUGCUACAGUGCUAUGCAAAGUGAGCUGAUACUUGGGGUCAUUUGGUUGUAACGUUUUUGCUGAUUUGUGCUGUAAAAUGGCAAAAGUUGACAUUUGGAUAAUAUUACUGACCAGUUUCCAUGUUUUAUGUAUUCACACAGCGGAUGGCAAAACGACAGCCCAACACGGACAACAUGGCCACACAACUGACGGAAAUAUGGACAAUACAACACCUUCAAUAAGCAUGACAACUGUGUAUCGAGAUUGCAACGACAGUAUACCCAAUUGCGAGGUGUUAAACGAAACUCUUCUAAUAUGCAAAGACAUCAGGAAUGCUAUGAAACUUUGCCAAAAGUUCUGCAUAUUAUGUAAUGUUGUUAACGGUGGAUGGGCGCAUUGGGGCAAUUUCUCAACCUGUGACGUCACUUGCGGAAACGGAACUCAACUUCGCACGAGAGAAUGCUCCUCACCGAAACCAGAGAAUGGAGGUCUGCAAUGCGAUGGACCUGCAAACGAGACUGUGCCGUGCAACCUCGGCCUUUGUCCUGUGCAUGGAGGCUGGAGCGAGUGGGAAAAUUGGGGCUCGUGCAGUGUCACGUGCGGGGCGGGUCUGCGCAGACGCGACCGGAACUGCGACAACCCAUUUCCCUCAGUUGACGGCCACCACUGCUUUGGUGAAAGCAUAAAUUAUGAGAUCUGCAACGAACCAAGCUGUAACCAUUUAGUAUCUACGGAGGUGCCGGUGGUAAUGUUUAGCGCUCGUAACCUUUCAAACACGAGUCUACACAGUAACGAGAGCGCGAUCUACAUCCACAUCGAGACAAACGACGGCGGAGGCUACAACAACGUCACGGGAAAGUUCACGGCCCCGGUAAGCGGCCUGUACACGUUCACGGUUCAGUACUGCGUCAAAGCAAGAACAGUCGGUAACCUGGAGCUUGUUCAGAACGGGAACCCUUUGCAACGAGGAGAGAUUGUUGGUGCCGAGUAUGCACAGUGUGCGAGUCUUCAGGCGCUUUCUAAGGUCCCGAAGGGGGAUAGGGUCUGGGUACGUUGCACCAAUGAUUCAGAAUUUUACCAGGACGAUCCGUAUCGAUGGGCCACCUUUUCCGGCGCUUUGGUUCACAGAUACUUUUCCGAAAGUGUGAGUGGUCAGAUAUUUGUAGGAUAGGAGUUAAAUGCAUGGAUCUAUUACAUUUAAUUGUAACACGCCGGCUAUUUGAGUGAUUGAUGAUUAAUGUAAUGCGCUGAUACAUUUUCCAAUUGUUAUUAUAUGAUAAUCACAAGGUAAGGUUAAGACAUAUACAUGUAAUUUAAUAUCAUUUGAAAACAAUGCUCUGUUUUGAACAUGUCAUCAUUUGUAUUCGAUAUUAAAAUAAACCUCUUUCUCCCAA
Messenger RNA from Dreissena polymorpha, 1530 nucleotides. RefSeq lists its product as uncharacterized. The coding region runs from base 234 to 1307 and encodes 357 amino acids. The record is from RefSeq and is a predicted model, not a curated record. Gene Ontology annotation, molecular function: protein binding. The transcript is spliced from 8 exons. Lineage: Eukaryota; Metazoa; Mollusca; Bivalvia; Myida; Dreissenidae.